Messenger RNA from Ornithodoros turicata, 3797 nucleotides. RefSeq names its product transmembrane channel-like protein. The transcript is spliced from 24 exons. Gene Ontology annotation, molecular function: mechanosensitive monoatomic ion channel activity. Gene Ontology annotation, cellular component: plasma membrane. Lineage: Eukaryota; Metazoa; Arthropoda; Arachnida; Ixodida; Argasidae. The coding region runs from base 45 to 3797 and encodes 1250 amino acids. The record is from RefSeq and is a predicted model, not a curated record.
CCCCGGCGUCUGGAGCCCUAGAUGACGAUCUGGGUGAGGAGGAUAUGUACCUGGAGAUGUACCUCCGGCACAAGGGUGCCGAACGACGAACAAGCAGGCGAUGGAGUCGUCAGUCGUCCAGGCGAGGAUCUUCGCCCUUUUUAUGGGAGCCUGGAAUGGCCGGAAGAAGACGAUUGUCGUCUUACACCAUAUCUUCUGGAGAUUUUGGAAGCGAGUUCGCCAUGGAUGUGGACGACAUGGAACAAACAGAAGAGGAAGUGAAAGAGAACAUUCGCAUGAACAAAAAUAUCAUCGAUACGGCCAAACAGCAACCCUGGCCCAUGAAGAAGAAGUACAAGAUGCUCAAGCGUGCUAAAGCUUACGUGAAGAAGCAUGAGGGCGAGCUGGCACAGAGUAAGCAGGCAAAAGACAUAUUUGCCAAGUACAGUAUUUUCAUCCACAAUUCCUGGCACCGACUCCAGCGAAAAGUGGCCGACCUUAUGGUGACGCUUACACCGUGGGAGAUGCGAAUCAAACGCAUCGAAAGUCACUUUGGUUCCGUGGUGGCCUCCUAUUUCAUCUUCCUGCGCUGGGUCUUUUGGCUUAACUGCUUUAUCACAGUCUUCGUUUGCUGCUUUUUAAUGGUGCCUGAGGUGCUGCGUGGAGAUGAUGACCCAAGUGGGAUGCGAAAGCAACUGGAGAGCGAAGAAAUGGAGAGCGCCCUCAAUCUACAAGCCAUCUGGGAGUUUGAGGGUUACUUGAAAUACUCCCCCAUCUUCUACGGUUAUUAUAGCAACCGUGACAUGACGGAAGAGGGAUACCGCCUACCUCUGGCAUAUCUGCUCUCAUCGCUGACCAUGUACAUAUUCAGCUUUUUUGUGAUUCUGCGAAAGAUGGCCAAAAACUCUCGUCAGAGUAAAAUGACGGAGAAAGAGGAUGAAUGUGCUUUCACUUGGAAGUUAUUUUCGGGCUGGGACUUCAUGAUCGGCAACUCGGAGACGGCGCACAAUAAAGUGGCCUCCCUGGUUAUGAGCUUCAAGGAAGUAAUUUUAGAAGAGCACGAGAGAAAAAAAGAGGAGAGGAGCUGGAAGAUAAUCAGCCUGAGGGUGCUGGCCAAUCUGAUAGUCCUCACACUACUGGUUUCCAGUGCCUACGCCGUUGUGCUCGUUGUAGAAAGACAAGAGCAGCCAGAAGCCAAGAACAGUUGGUACAGGCAGAAUGAAGUAACAAUAGUGAUCAACAUGAUUAGCAUAGUUUAUCCAAAUCUUUUUGAUAUGAUCGGCUAUAUAGAACAAUAUCAUCCACGGAUUCAGCUCCGAUGGCAGCUAGCAAGGAUCCUAGUGCUCUAUCUUCUGAAUUUGUAUUCACUGAUUUUUGCCCAGUUCCGGAAGGUCAUGUCGAUGACCAACGAGCUAGUAGGUAUCCGAGAAAACAUCACCUAUCUCUUGGACAUGGGUCUGCUAGAACCAACAUUGACCAAUAUCACCAUGUUCAACAUAAACGCCACCAGCAGCACCACAGCAACGUCCGGUCUGAUGUCAGUUCUUCAAGAAGCCAUGACAACUGCGGAACCCUUUUUGCCGUCCCUGGCGGAAGCGCUCACCUCGCAAUACUACUAUCCUGGGACCGAAUGGAACCAGACCAACUGCACGAUGGUCCCCAUCAACUGUACCCUUCUCAGACAAUUCGGCGUAAACUUCACUCGUGGUCCAGUCCCGAUAUCGUCCGAGAGCCUCCUGCUUCUCAACGAUACUGUCACACCUCUCCUGGACACGCUUACCACUACGGCAAUGCUACCACUCCUCAACUUGUCAUCGGGAGAGACGAGGACACCUGCGUCCGAGGGAGACAGCUACGGUCCCGGACCUCAAGUGCCAAGCGAUGCCGAAGGUUACGACGCCCUGUUUUGGAGAAUAGCAAAUUUCACAGUCAUCGGCGUCGCGAACUGGACGUACCGGUAUCCCUCGGGCCCCGAUCCGAAUAUAUCGAUACCGGUAAUAUACGUAGACAAUUACUCGAAGACAGCUAACGUGACUGACGAAGAUCCAAAUUCGAAAAUGGGGACGUUUCGACCACCUUGGAAGGUAGCGACGCCGUUCGGGGAUCAAAAUGAUACCACUGUUCCUAGCUGGACCGAAUGGACGUCGACGAUAGACCCGGACAAUUGUACCGUCGUGUAUGUGCCCGUGUGUAACGGCGCGACAGACGGGCCUUUUGAUUUCCCAACGUGGACGUCCUCCGAGACAACCAGGGGUUCUUCGACUACCACCACGACCGAAAUCCCGAGAAGAAAGCCAGGAAGUCCUCUGUUGCCAGAGGACCUUCUCAAGGUUGAGGAGAGCACGAAAGAGAGGCUACGAAAAUUGUGCUGGGAAACAAUGUUUGGGCAAGAAAUUGUGAAGCUAACAGUGAUGGACGUGGUUAUGACCAUCGGUUCCACGGUAGUCACCGACUUCAUCCGCGCUUUAAUCGUGCGCUACGCUAACGACUGCUGGUGCUGGGACUUGGAACAAGGCUUCCCUGGCUACGGAGACUUUAAAAUUGCCGAGAACAUCCUACAUCUUGUCAACAACCAAGGCAUGGUCUGGAUGGGCAUGUUCUUCUCCCCCGGUCUUCCUGCCAUCAACACUGUCAAGCUAUGCAUCCUGAUGUACGUCCGGAGCUGGGCUGUCCUUACUUGCAACAUCCCCCAUGAGACUGUCUUCAAAGCGUCGGGCUCCAACAAUUUCUACUUCAUGCUUCUCAUCAUCAUGCUUUUUGUCUGCACACUGCCCGUAGGCUACGCCAUGGUCUGGCUCGAGCCCUCGUGGCAUUGCGGACCUUUCAGUGGUUAUUUCAGAGCAUACAGAGUAUUCACCACAUAUCUGGACAACACCCUCCCAUCCUGGAUGAACAAGAUCAUCGAGUAUCUUACAUCCCCUGGUGUCGUCAUUCCUCUCAUCUUGCUCCUCGUGCUCAUCAUCUAUUACCUGGUUUCCCUGGCCGGGUCCCUCAGGGAGUCCAAUAACGACCUGAAGCUUCAACUUAGAAGGGAGAAGGACGUAGUCAAAAAGCCCGCUCCAGCAACAGCGACCACCGAGGGCGGUCUGCCUGAAACCAUUCCAGAGACAAACAUUGAAGCCGAAGCGACUAAAGCCGAGGCGGAAAAAGCUACAGACGUGCUGCAGAAGUGGGGCGGCAGUAAACGGCCGGUGUUCCCGACGCGGAUGAGACCGGCCGUUUCCACUCCGGAGUACGAACGAAAACUUGACAUGCUGAAGAGAGAAGGGGAAGACACACCACCGAGCACCAGAGGACGCAAAGUUCAGUACAACCUCCAGCACUCGGAUGAGGAACCACUCGUUGAUGGCCAUGGCCACGAUACACCUAUGGGCAGUCGUACACCACUCGCUGAAAAGAAGCUGGCUCAGUCUCCAAGAACACCAAAGCCACUACUCAAGUCCAUAGCUAAGCUUCGUCAUGCCGAAAGCCAAGAAGGAAAGCGUGAGCGUGAUACAGGUGGCGAAGUGGAUGUACCUGCUAUUGCUCUCAGCAGAAAGGAAAAGUCAACCGAAAGCAGCGAUGAUGAUGCUGAACCCGACAGUAGCCACGAUCCGCCACCGCACGGCACUUACGCAGCUGAGGGCGAAGACAUAUGCCCGCGUGAGACGCUUCCUCUCCUUGAGAUCGCCGAAGGUCUCCAGUACCCAGUGCUGCACAGGUCUGCGCUAGUCAGGGACUCUGGCCGCGGGCGCUGGCACGAGUACAUAACAGACCCGCGCCUUCCCAGGGUCAACGUCUGCCCUCCUACACCACUCCAUGACCACGAUGAGAGGUGA